CUUAUCUCCGGUAUCACGUGCCAUUCAAGCGUGUAAACUUCGCCAUGAAAUUAUCACCUCGUUUUAAUUGUUGCAAAUUAACAUGAAAUCGACAUGGUUCAUUGGCCCGGCCACGUAGACUUGCCAUGGUUUUCCUUAUCGUCGAAAAAGCCCAAUACCAGACACAAAAUUCACCCGAAUGUCGUUUUUCACAAUUUUCCCAUCGAUGAAUAAUUAUUAUUGCUGUUUUCGUGCGUAAUUUAUUUUUCAUAAUCGUCGUAUAGAAAAAAUAAUGCUUUAUCGGUGGUUUGUGUGAAGCUGAUUUGUUUUUUUUUCUGUUAUCAUUGUUGUUCCUGUUUUUGUUUUGUUUCGUUUUAUUUUUUACAUAUUUUUUCUUAUUUUUUUUUUCGUUGUUUGUUUUUUCUUUUUUUCGACGAGAUUUUUAUUCGAGUUUUCUUUUUAUAUAUAUUUUUUUGGUAUUUUUUCACGUACUUAUAUACAAAGAUUGAUUUUCUCAGUGUCGUUUUGUUCGUAUAUUAAUCACGUACUAUCGAAGGUGCGAAAAAGUUGUGCUUGCAAAUAAGACGUAAAGUUGCCUUCAAAAAGUAUGCUUCGAAUUCAACUAUGAGUGGCAGUAGCGAAGAAAGCGAAUCAGAGUAUAGUAAAAUUAAAGACGAGCAAAUACGCGAAGAUGACGCGGAUACUCAGAUAAUUCAAAACGACAACGGCAUCUCGGAUUCUUUAGCAGAUGAUGAGGCAGCAUUUCGGAUCCAGUUCAAAUCACUGCUACCCCACGAAAUCGAAUUGCGCAGUGCCGGAGCCGAAGGUGUCUGGAGCACUACUUCCAUUCCAUGCGGUACCAAAUACGGACCAUACAUCGGUAAAUGGCUAUCCAAGCCGAUAGACACACGCUUCGCAUGGGAGAUACAUUUAGCAGGCAGCAUAUGUUACUUGGAUGGCAGUAUCGAAGUUUUCAAUUGGUUAAAGUUUAUUCGUUCGACUAAAGAUAAUCAUAAGCAAAAUGUUCGCGCUUUUCUGCUGGCUGGAAAGGUGUACUAUGAAACGGUUCAGAAAGUAGAAGCUUUUCAAGAACUGCUAUUAGGAAGCAAAUCUCCCCUUCAGAUGGAUUACUUUAACGAUUGCGGAACUGCUAAUGAGAACGGAUUAAUGAUGUCAUCGCAGAAUGACGAAAAAUGCGAUCGAGAAUCCGCCAAAUCAGGAUCUCUUCAUUCUGCCGGUACCGUAGACGAUGAUAAGAAAGAUGACGAAGACGACGAUUGUUGUAUCAUAUGUGAUAAAAAUUUCAAGGACGUUGAUCAGUUGGACUUGCAUCUGAUUUCGUGCCACGACUAUCCGGCGGAUAAAUAUCGCUGCGAACAGUGUCCAAAAACGUACAGCUGGCUUCCUUGUUUAACCAGACAUCAGUCGUUGUUUCACCGAAGUUACCAAACAUUCCCCUGCGAAAGCUGCAGCAAGACGUUCAUCAAUCCGAGUAAUUUACAGCGUCAUAUCAGAACGCGUCAUAUCGGUGCCCGUUCUCACGUGUGCCAGCAGUGUGGCAAAGCAUUCGCCACGUCUUCAGGCCUCAAACAGCAUACUCACAUACAUUCCAGCGUGAAACCAUUCAGAUGUGAAGUUUGUUUCAAGGCGUAUACGCAGUUUUCAAACUUAUGCCGACAUAAAAGGAUGCACGUCGGUUGCAGAAUGCAGAUAAAAUGCGACAAAUGUAACCAAUCGUUCAGCACCGGCACAUCGUUAACCAAACACAAGCGUUUCUGCGACUCGUCGGCGGCCAGCGCUGGUCUAUCGAACUCGAUGCCCAUACCGAACAUGCCGUUCAUCCAUCAUCAACUAUCAGCCGGCUCUAAUCCUUUCCUCGGAUACCCGAGACCGCCGCCGCACAACGCACUGCCGCUGUAUCCGUCUAAUCUGCUCUCCCAUUACCCUUCUAUUUUCGGCUCGCCUCCGGGUCCGAUACCUUCGUCGUUCCUGCCCAAUCCGCUCCUGUUCGGACAAUCGUCUAUGGCCAAGUCGACGUUGAACGAUGCCGAAAAAUACGCUUACUCGACCGCGUCUAUGUUCGCCGACUGCAAUCUCAAGCACAGGAAACUUUCCAGUGGCAAAAUGACUCCUUCCGCUGAUUUGGACAAGUACGCCUAUCACGCUAUCGAGAACCGUUCAGUCAAGAGUGAAAAUUCGGCUCAAAAUCAAAACGAGCAUUCUCGCAAUCGACGCGAAAAUGACUCGGUCGAUGCUAAUAAGAUCCAUAAGCAGUCCAAAGUGAAAAAGUAUCAUAGAAAUGCUCAAAAUGACGACGUUCACGAUCUAUCGAGUAGGAAGCGUUUGUCAGCCGAGGUCGCUGAUGAUCAGCAGACGUCUUUUGGUGUUCCUCCACCCCAAAAGAUACCGAAAACAGAGAACUCGAGCAAUGGCGACCAACCUCUCGAUUUAUCGUUGAGUAAAAAAGAAAUGGCCAACGAAGAAGACGACGAGGAUGAUCAGGAUCAGGAUCACGAUGAGGAAGACGAAUACGAAAGCAAAGUCGAAGUCGAGGCUGUGGACGAUAUUAAGCCGAUGAAACCCAAAGUCGAAUCUAUGGAAGAUAUUAAACCGAUGAAAUUCAAAUUCGAGUCUAUGGAAGACUGUAAGCCCACAAAACCUAAAUUCGAAUCUAUGGAAGAUAUUAAGCCGACGAAAUUCAAAUUCGAGUCUACGGAAGACAUUAAGCUCACAAAAGCCAAAUUUGAAUCCAUGGAAGACACGAAGCCUGUGAAAUCCAAAUUUGAGUCUAUGGAAGACAUUCAGCACACGAGACCCAAAUUCGAAUCCAUGGAAGAUAUUAAGCCCACGAAACCCAAACUCGACUCGAUCGACGACAGCAACAACAACAACAACAAUAACAACAACAGCAGUAACGAAAACAGCUACGUCAGCAAUGAUAAAAAUAACAACGAUAACGAAAGUAGCGACGUCGAAGGUGAGAUCACGUACGAUGGGGCAGCCGAUGGAGACGCAAACGACUUCCACAAAUCGCUGGAAAACGAUACCGAAGAUCAAAAAGACGAUAACGUCGCCUCUUUCAAAGCUGAAAACCGCGAACACGUCGAAGAUCAUCGCCCUACUCCCACCAUCUAUCACCGAGAGAAGAAAAACGAUCGCAAAAAUAUCCCGAAAAAGUUGAAAAUCAGAGAACGCCCUCCGGCAGCGAGCUCCUCAGAGGAUGAAAAAGAAGACGAAAACUUGAAACGUCGACGACUCAGCGAAGAUGACAAGUCCAGUGCGGAAAAUGCAAAAAUGCCGAAAGAUUCUCAAAUGCUGGCUGCUUCUCCUCCUCCUGCUCUGGCACCUGGUAUGCCUCACGUCGGAGCUUCCUCGAUGAUCUACCCUCGACCAGUGCAUCCGUUAUUUUUCGAUACGUUUUAUCGCCAGACGCUGUCGAAUUUGGGAGCUGUUUCGCAUUUGAAUUCGUUUCAAAGACACGAUCGCCUAGCACCUUUGCAGGGGUUCGGUUCGGCACCGUGUAACUUCUUGGGACAACUUAUGAACGGGUUCAGAAACGGUCAAACUUUGGGCAAUUCCUUCGAGCAGCUGCUAAGACCGCCGUUUUCCCUGUUUCAUCAUGCUCGAAAUAUGCACUCGGGUAACGGCGAUAAUAACGAGGAUGCGGGGAGCGAAAACGUAAACGAAGACAAGAAUGGAGGUGCUGGUAAGAGCGGUCAUAAAAUUGAUAACGAUAUCAGGUCGUCGUAUAGUCGAGAUGGCAACGUUGCCAACAACGAUGGGAACUCGGUCGUCGGUGCGAAUAAUAAUUUCCAAGCUCUUAGUAACGCUUACAACUUGGAUAGCAUCAGAGGUAUGGGUUUGUCUGGUAAAUUGCACAACAGCCAUCAUCAUCAGCAACAACAACAACAGCAAUCCCAUCACCAUCAGCACCACCAUCCUCGCCACGAACACAACAACGGUAACGUGAAUCUGCCAGCCAACAAUCACCAUCGUCAUUCUUUACACCAGGCUCUGCAUCAUCAACAGCAACAGCAGCAGCAGCACCAUCCUCACCAUCAUAACAACAACGCCAGCUCCAAGACCAGCGGCAACAGCAAUAACAAUUAUUUGGGCAUGCAUCAUAAACCGUUCCACGAUCUGCAUUUGGCCAGUGCCGGAGCAGCCAUAGGUCUGGCCAAAGUUAAAGACCGAUACGCUUGCAAAUUCUGCGGCAAGGUGUUCCCUCGUUCGGCCAACCUGACCAGGCAUCUGCGUACGCAUACCGGCGAGCAACCGUACAAGUGUAAAUAUUGCGAACGAUCGUUCAGCAUUUCGUCGAAUCUGCAAAGGCACGUGCGUAACAUUCACAACAAAGAGAAGCCGUUCAAGUGUCCGCUGUGCGACCGCUGCUUCGGCCAGCAGACUAAUUUGGACAGACAUCUGAAGAAACACGAAGCUGGCGAAAACAACGGCGCCGUUUCGGCUGCCGAUAGUCCGGAAAGUAUCAACGAAAGUGCCCGAGAUGACGCUUCGCAUUUGGAUGAAAUUCGUAAUUUCAUGGGUAACGCCGGCGUCUACCCCGGACCCGUCAAAUACACCGCAUCCGCCAAGAUGUUCAAGCACUACGACCUGACCGCAAUCAUGAACCCCGAAGAAGUGUACGAAGACGAAGAAGAACCCUACAAUGAUCAACCCGGAUCGGUCCCGAUCGACGCUACGACUACCGCCUCCGUUGUCUCAGCUGCAGAUCCGGCUGCUUUGUCGAUGAAUACGAGCAGCAUCGACGACGAUGCCGAUGCUGAUGUCGAUGGCGAAGAUGACGAAGAAGACGAAGAAGAUAUCGACAGCGAUCACAACAAUAUACCCAAUAAUCUUUCCAUUCGAUCUACUACCAGCAACGAUGACGAUAAAUGCAACGUUUCCAAAACGGCCAUUUGUACGAUGCCCAGUUCGUCUCCUAUUUCACCAGCGUCCGCUUCCACCUCCGGUGUUUUUUCUUUUCAACAGAAACGAGUUAGUAAGAUAUUCAAUCAAGCUCUGGCCGCCAAAAGUGGUCUUUUAAACGAGCCAUCUUCGCACGAAUGUAUAACCACUAGUUUAUAGCCUAAUUUAUUACAUCCCAGUAUGGCUACUCGUCGUCGUCGUCGUCUAUUUACAUUACAAAGCGGACGAUGAAAACAUCAUAUUUUAUGGCUUGUAUUGGCCUGCCAUGUUUGUACAAUGUACAUUUUAUAGAAUCAGAUGCGCGAUUUAAGCUCAAAGCAUUCGCGAAAAAGUUUAAUCAAAAAAAUUACCAAAGAAAUUAGGCAUAUAGAGGAGGUAAAAACCCUCGAAUGUGUAUUAUGUAUCUUUAGUAUUCUCGACGAGACCGUAAUAGGUACCUGUUUAACUCGUAUUAUAUUAAUUUUAAUUUUCAUAUUUAUCUACAUCGUUCACAUUUGACAUGUACUUACAAUUAGAUGUUUAAUUUUGAAUUCGAAUUUGUUAGUGAACGAAUUUGAUGGUCGUGUUCGAUCUUCUUGAGAACUUAAACCCCUAAUGCUAUUCCAUUAAAUUGAUUCAGAUUUUUUGCAGUCAGAAUAUUCGGCAUUUAAGCGAACACGUUUAUAUUUUUGUGAUUCAUUACGUAAUGCUAAUCUAAACUAGGAAACUUUACGAGAGAUUACAUUUGGAUUGGAGCCUUUUUUUUUCAAGUUUUGGAUCCACUGGGUGAUUCACAGCAGAAAUUUCAACUCCUCGAUGCGAAAUUUUUAUGGUCCUUGAAAUAUCUCAAGCUCCCGAAUAUUCCAGAAAUUCAAUCGUGUUGCUAAUAUAUUGUUAAUAGUCGUUUUUAGAAACUAAUACCCUCGUGAAUGAUAUCUUCAUAACAUUCCAUUUAUAGCGAUGCAGUAUUUUUACCAAAAUUUCAUUUUUGGAUACCCUGAAUUAUCCAGGGAUUGUACUCGGUUACUUUUUAAGUAACCAAGUUACUAAAGUUGGUUACUUUUUCAAAAUGUUGGUCACUAAAAGUUACUUUUUCCAAGAUUUUUCACAAGUUCCCUUUUUUUUUUCAAAAUUUUAUCCAACAUUCUUCGAAAAAAAAAAAAAACAUUGCAUUUAUUUAAAUGGCAUCACUGCUUUUUCAGCGUUAUGAAUUUAAUUUUUUUUAGUCCUGAUUUGAAAUGUACCUACUAAGAGGUUUUCCAAUUUCGAUAGGUACCUAUUAUUAUUUUUGAAUUUCUCGAUGGUUUUUAGUGGAUUUCUCCUGUCUCGAUUGAUUUUUAAAUCUUGAAUUUUGGUGGUGAUUUUUUUCAAAAAUAAUUUUUCCAUGAUUUUGAUGAUUCUUUUCCCUGAAUUUUUGCCGAAUUUUAUCACCUUGAAUUCUCAUGAUUUUUUCAUAAAAAUUUUCCCUCGAGCUUGUGUGGUUUUAUUGCUCAAAUAGUCGGGAUUUCUUCUUAUUUCGAUUCGAUGGCUUUUUUGAAUCUUGUGAAUUUUUUUCUUCGCCGAUUCGGUGAGUUUUCUUUUGAAUUUUUCUAGAUUUUUCCCUAUUCUGACGGGUAUGAUUUUUUUUGAAUUUUCGCUCUUUUUUUCAAGUUUUUCGAUAAUUUCUCGACAUUUUUCAUUUUUUUUUCUCGUUUCAAAUUUUGGCGAACUUUUUUUCCAAAUUUGGAUUGCAAUCUCCCCCCUCCCCUGCCGCCUUUUCCUGUUAAUUUUAUAAUGAAUUUCCCGUUCUGAAAUGAGUCUUCUUAUUUUAUGCAAUUUUUUUUUUACAAAUUACGUAUUGUUUUUUAUUUUUCAAACACUCGAUUUUUUUUUUCGUCAAAUCCUCGCUCAUGUCAAUAUUUCUGCUAUUUUACAAUUGGUAUUUUUGUGUUCGAUUUUUUGAAAUGGCUUUGAUUGAAAGAUUGAAUUUCGUUCCUCCCUGUUUCGGUAGACUUCCCCCUCUUCUUUCAAUUUUACAAUUUUUUUAGUAGUUUAACACAUUUUUCGAUUAUGUUUCCGGAAUCCAUAAUCGUAUUAUUUUCAUGCGUUCUUUUUGUAGUUUAAUCUACGAGUAGUUUACUUUUGAAAUGUUAAUAAUUAUCUGUUUUGAGCUUUUGCUAGGUUGUUUUUUUUCAAAAAUGGCUGGUAUUUGAAUUUUGAUGUUUUUUUCUGUGUUUUUUGAAAAAACUGCUAUCGAAAUUUUCAUUACGUUUUGAAAAAUUAAGAAUAAAAGAGAAAAAUUUGAGGAUCAUGUUGUGAAUUUUUUUUUUUUGAAUUUCAUUACGAAAUGUUCGAACUUUACAAUAUUCUAAAAAUAUACUAGAUUCAUUUUCAAAAUUUUUUGAAAUAUUUUCAAUCUAUUUGUUGGAUUGAAAAUAGGUUACAUUUCAAAUUUCAGCUUUCUAGGUCAAUUUUGUAAAAUUUUCAUUUUUUUUGUCUCAGUUUUGGGCUAAAUUUGGUUUUCAAAAAUUCUCUAACAGUGUAUAAAUGCUCAUAAGCUCCUAAAAUUUUGGCUUUUGAUGUAUUUUUGUAUGCUUUUUCAAUUAUUUAGCACUCGGCAGUGUCCAAUUAAAAAUUUUUUCUGUCAGUUUUGAUAACUCUCGAUUGUUAAAAAAGCAAUUGGCAAAAAUUUUCUUCAAUUUUUUUCAUUGAAGUAAUUCUGUAGCAUUUUUAAUUUUGUCAGGGCUCUUCAAACCAUCUCUUUCAACUCUGAAAUAUUUGUCAAAAUUGGUCCAACACUUCCAACAGUGAGGGAAAAUGAAUUUUGAAACUAUGCGACAAAAAAAUGAAAAAACAAAUUUUAGUUUUUACAGAGACGUGUAAAAUUUAAAAAUUUUUAAAAAUGUAUCCAGCGCCUCCAAAAAUGAAAAUUCUGUAAAAAUACUUGCAUUACCGUGAAAUGAGGUUAUUUGAA
Planococcus citri (citrus mealybug) is the source of this 7837-nucleotide messenger RNA. RefSeq lists its product as uncharacterized. Gene Ontology annotation, cellular component: chromosome. Gene Ontology annotation, biological process: regulation of transcription by RNA polymerase II. The transcript is spliced from 7 exons. Bases 604 to 5064 code for a protein of 1486 amino acids. Gene Ontology annotation, molecular function: chromatin insulator sequence binding. Lineage: Eukaryota; Metazoa; Arthropoda; Insecta; Hemiptera; Pseudococcidae. The record is from RefSeq and is a predicted model, not a curated record.